Molecule: messenger RNA, 1260 nt
Organism: Phyllostomus hastatus (greater spear-nosed bat)
Lineage: Eukaryota; Metazoa; Chordata; Mammalia; Chiroptera; Phyllostomidae
Gene: EIF3F
Product: eukaryotic translation initiation factor 3 subunit F
Exons: 8
Coding region: 28-1113 (361 amino acids)
Biological process (GO): translational initiation
Cellular component (GO): eukaryotic translation initiation factor 3 complex, eIF3m
Molecular function (GO): translation initiation factor binding; translation initiation factor activity; metallopeptidase activity
Source: RefSeq, a predicted model, not a curated record
UCUCCAUGCUCCUUCUCUCUCGACAAGAUGGCCACACCGGCAGUACCAGGGAGUGUUCCUGUGGCCCCACCAGCCCCACCUGAGGCCCCCACGUCAGCCCCAGACCCGGCCUCAGCUCCAGCGCUGGCUCCAGUUCCAGCGCCGGUUCCAGCUCCCACUCCAGCGCCAACCUCAUCCCCAGACCCGGCGGCAGCUGCGGCUGCGAGCGCGGCGCCGGGCCAGACCCCAGCCUCGGCGCCGGCCCCAGCGCAGACACCGGCGCAGUCGCUGGUUGGCCCUGCUCUCCCAGGCCCCUUCCCCGGGGGCCGUGUGGUCCGGCUGCACCCGGUCAUUUUGGCCUCCAUCGUGGACAGCUACGAGCGACGCAACGAAGGUGCCGCCAGAGUUAUCGGGACCCUACUGGGAACCGUUGACAAGCACUCAGUGGAAGUCACCAAUUGCUUUUCAGUGCCUCACAAUGAGUCAGAAGAUGAGGUGGCCGUUGACAUGGAAUUUGCUAAGAAUAUGUAUGAAUUGCACAAGAAAGUCUCUCCAAAUGAGCUCAUCCUGGGCUGGUACGCAACAGGCCAUGACAUCACAGAACACUCUGUGCUGAUCCAUGAGUACUACAGCCGCGAAGCCCCCAACCCCAUUCACCUCACUGUGGACACGAGCCUCCAGAACGGUCGUAUGAGCAUCAAGGCUUACGUCAGUACUUUAAUGGGUGUCCCUGGGAGGACCAUGGGCGUGAUGUUCACACCUCUGACAGUGAAAUACGCGUAUUACGACACUGAGCGCAUUGGAGUUGACCUGAUCAUGAAGACCUGUUUCAGCCCCAACCGGGUGAUUGGACUCUCAAGUGACUUGCAGCAGGUAGCGGGGUCAUCGGCCCGCAUCCAGGACGCUCUCAGCACAGUGUUGCAGUACGCGGAAGAUGUCCUGUCUGGAAAGGUGUCAGCUGACAAUACUGUGGGCCGCUUCUUGAUGAGUCUGGUUAACCAAGUACCCAAGAUAGCUGCCGAAGACUUCGAGACCAUGCUCAACAGCAACAUUAACGACCUGCUGAUGGUGACCUACCUGGCCAACCUCACACAGUCACAGAUUGCCCUCAAUGAGAAGCUUGUGAACCUGUGAAUGGGCCCCAGCAGCGCUCCUUCCACUCUGGCCGCAGCACUAGGACUCAGAUGGUGUGAAGUGGGAGUGGCUUUUUGUGGUUUGAGUCACUGCAUGAGUUAACUGCCUGUGACUCUAAAUAAACAUAGCCUACCUUUUGUAAAAGGA